AUGCGGAUGAGGCUUUGGAAAGAAUUACUCAGCUCUCUGCUGGACAGUGUAGCUAUUGCUGAUUUGGAAGCUGAAUUGCGAAAAGAACGAGAACUUUCCAAUGUUUAUAAGGAGUCUUUGGAAAAAGCCGAACAUGUCGCUGCCGAGUUGAGCGAACAAUAUAAGUCUAGGGAGCACUUAUUUGAAGAAACAAAACAAGUACUUGCUUCUGUGCAAGAAGACAUUGAAGAGGAGAAGAGGUUGCGGAACGUUGAAGUAGCCAUGAAAGAUGAACAGAUCAGUGAGCUUAGAGAAGAACUCCACAAAGCGAAUGAACUUUUGAAAUCGAAACACGCUGUACAUUUGAACGUUAGUGAAGAAGAACUAGCUAUACUUUCUCCAGCAGCUGUUGAAACAGCCCGACUUCUGCGAGGAGGACAGUCUCUUACGAGUAUUGUUCGUGAGCACGCAAGGUUAACGGGUGAACUGGCGGAAGCCCGUGAGCGCAACAAACAGCUUGAAAUGAGUCUUCGUGAAAUGGUAGAGGAAAUAGAAGAUCGUGCUCCGCAACUAUUUCAUCAGAAGGAUUUAUUGGAUAAAACUUUCGAUCAUAACAAUCGUCUGCAAGAACAACUGAAGGAGGCUGAUGAAGCUAGACGUCGUCUCGAAAGUGCCCGAGAUUCAACCACUCGUGAAUUGGCGUUUACACGCGCUGAACUUGAAAAGUAUCAAAGAGACUACGCUAAUGCGUCCAAACAGGUUCAACAUUUGCUGUUUGUGUUGGAACGAGAGCGAAGAGGUGACAAUGAUGACAUUAGUGAUAAUGAUGAGGAUAACGCUCGUUUGUUCGACAAUAUAGCACAACUACAGAAGAUCAAUCGGCGGCUAGAGUCAGAAUUGGAAGCAGCCAGGAGUUCUGCCGAGCAAUUGGUUCUAACGUCGAAGAAUGCAGAAAUAGAGGGCCUGAAACGGGAGUUGGAAGCAUCACACAAAACAGAGUCCAGUUUGAAGGGAGAGCUGGAGCAGAUGCGUACCACAUUUGAACUUCUUCAAUCGCAGACAGAACAGCUGAAAAAGCUUGCAGAAGACAAUGUUAGCGUUGUUGAGGCUAGGACCGCAAAAAUAAAGGCAGAAGAAGCUGCUGCCAAGGCUCAAGCCAGUGAGGUGAAAGUAGCUCGCCUAGAAGAGUAUAUUCGUGCUAUCAAAGAAGAGAAGGAAAUAUCUGAAAGGCAAGUAGUGAGAAACACCCUGCCAUGGGUCCACUCUGAUCGUGUUGCUAGAAGUGAACAGAUAGUAUCAGAAGUGAAGAUGACGAAUGCUCGUCUGGAAGCCUCAUUCGAAAUGCAGAAGCAAACAACGGCAGUCGUUGAGAAGGAACUGGAAGCGUGCCUUCGGAAAAAGAAACGGCGAUCAAAAUUCGUGAAAAGAAAGACGAUCGCUUUACGAGCAGGAUCGAACUUCGUGCGGUCACUGAAGGAGCUGCAACAUGCUCGCUUGACCAUUAAUCGAUUGGAGACCGAAGCUGAGGCUCGCAAGAGAACUUCAUUUAGCGAAAACAGCAAAUGGUUGUACGUCUCGAACGCGACAGCCUCAAAACAUCUAACGCUCGUCUCACCUGAUCAGCUGUCAAAUUCCAGAAAUGAUGCGAAGCAGGCCCAGGCCCGAUAUGAGGAGGAAAUCUCUCUGCUGCGGCAACAGCUUGCAGAGAAGGAGAAAGAAUUGGCGUUAUGUGAGAGACAACUCAUCGAUUUGCGAGCACGUCUGAGCAAUAUACAAGCACAGUACACUGCUCAAGAAAGUACAGUAGGAAUGACGCCUGAGCGUCUACAGAAAGAGUGUCAGCAGUUGAAGAACCGCUCGCAGUAUCUUGAAUGUCAGCUGGAUGAGCUAAAAUCUAAACUAGCUGAGGCAGAAAGCACUGCUAUCAAAAAGAGCAACGAAAACGAUAGGAUGGAAUCUCAUAGUAAAGUCAUGGAAACGAAUUUGAAACAGAUGGCCGAGUUGGGGUCAAUGGAGAGGGAACGUCUCGAAGCCAGGGCGGCGAGCGCAGAAGCCCGUUCCGAUGAACUCACAAGCAGAGUAGCGGAAUUGUCAAACAAAAUUGUUCAGUUGGAAAAUGAAAUGUCUGACAUAAAAAUGGAUCAGCUGCAG
Molecule: messenger RNA, 2130 nt
Organism: Ostertagia ostertagi
Lineage: Eukaryota; Metazoa; Nematoda; Chromadorea; Rhabditida; Trichostrongylidae
Source: the annotation of a GenBank genome assembly